AUGGUAUUAUCAACAUUUGAUAAGUGUGAAUGGAAUGGAGAUAUUCAGAUGGAUUAUCCAUUUGAUGCAGAGACGACUAUCUAUUCUCUUAAAGUUGUGGGUUCUUGUAAUGGCUUGGUUUGCUUAAUAUAUAUUUUUAAUGGCGACUUGAUCCGAUCUAAGGAUGAUAGAAUUUGUAUUUGGAAUCCAACAACCAGGGAAUAUAAGGAAGUAUCACUGCCUCCAUAUGAUUCAUUGGUUAAGGAAGAUUGUUACAACAUUAGAUAUGGAUUUGGCUAUGAUAGCGCAACUGACAAUUAUAAGGUAGUAAGAAUUUCGGGGCAUAGAAAGUCUCCCAAUUGCUUAAAAAUGCAAGUAUAUGCAUUGGGAUCAGAUAGUUGGGAAUAUAUUGACGACUCCAUUUCUUACUCUUUUAAUGAUUUUAGAAGCACAUGUACAUCUUUUGGUUUGUUUUUCCAUGGAGCGCUUCAUUGGAUUGGAAAAAGCCGUAAAACCUCCUCUGACGUUAUAGUCACUUUUGGUAUUAGCAAUGAGAGACUCAUGGAUAUGCCAUCAAUUGAAAAAUCUAUAGGAGGUUGGGGAGGAUUAGAUAAAGAGGUGGGGUUGUUGGGAGACUGCCUAAGUUUAGCUGUUGCGGUGAUAUUUGCCAGACUUGAUGUUUGGGUGAUGAAAGAAUAUUGA
Messenger RNA from Papaver somniferum (opium poppy), 681 nucleotides. Its product is annotated as F-box/kelch-repeat protein At3g06240-like. Bases 1 to 681 code for a protein of 226 amino acids. Lineage: Eukaryota; Viridiplantae; Streptophyta; Magnoliopsida; Ranunculales; Papaveraceae. The transcript has a single exon. The record is from RefSeq and is a predicted model, not a curated record.